Messenger RNA from Apodemus sylvaticus (European woodmouse), 954 nucleotides. It is a transcript of the gene Glt6d1, whose product is annotated as glycosyltransferase 6 domain containing 1. The record is from RefSeq and is a predicted model, not a curated record. Gene Ontology annotation, molecular function: hexosyltransferase activity. Gene Ontology annotation, cellular component: vesicle; Golgi apparatus; membrane. Gene Ontology annotation, biological process: carbohydrate metabolic process. The coding region runs from base 1 to 954 and encodes 317 amino acids. NCBI's taxonomy places the organism in Eukaryota, Metazoa, Chordata, Mammalia, Rodentia, Muridae. The transcript is spliced from 5 exons.
AUGCAGUGUAAAAAGGAAACACUGUUGCUAAUUCUGCUUGCUGUAUUGCUGGCACUAACUCAGCGGUACUCCAGAACAAAGGAUGACCUGCAGAAGAUGUACGCCUGCUGGAAAGAUCAUUUGGAAGAACCUCAGCUCUCAGCCUGGUUUAAUCCAAAAGAACGUCCUGAUGUUAUAGCAACAACUGCUUGGCUCGCUCCAGUCUUAUGGGAAGGAACGUAUAACAGAGAAGUUCUAGAACAAUAUUAUAAGAGGCUGAACAUUACCAUAGGCUUGGCUGUCUUUGCUACUGGGAACUCUACAAGACGGUCCCUGAGACACUUCAUAAAGUCUGCCGACAAGUACUUCAUGGUUGGCUACAAUGUUAUUUUCUACAUCUUGACUGAAAGUGUGUACAAUCUGCCAUACUGUGAGUUGGGUCCUCGUCGGACACUUAAAACGUGGAAGCUAUUUGAGAAUGAGAUGUAUCAAGACUGUAAUCUCAGAAACAUGUAUAACAUGCGAAGCAAAAUCAUAGAACAUAUACGAUAUGAAGUCAACUUUCUCUUCAUGAUGACUAUGAAACAGAUCUUCAAGGACAACUUUGGAGUAGAAACCUUGGGCAGAUCUGUCGCUCAGCUCCAUGCAUGGUGGUAUUUUAAAAAGCCCAGCAAUUUCCCUUAUGAGAGAAGAACUCAAUCUGCAGCUUUCAUCCCCUUUGAAGAGGGGGAUUUCUAUUACCACAGUGCCAUUGUGGGUGGCACACCCCUAGAAGUCUUAGAUCUUAUUGAACAAUAUAUAAAUGGAAUUACACAUGACCACACAAAUAAACUUGAUAGCACAUUUGAAAGCCACCUAAACAAAUACUUUUUUAUCAAUAAACCCACUCGGGUGUUAUCACCAGAGUACAACUGGGACCCAAGAUUUAAAACCCCUCCAGAAAUCAAGCACAUUAAGAUAGCAUGGCGACCAUAA